This is a messenger RNA of Patiria miniata (bat star), 3019 nucleotides long. RefSeq names its product putative sodium-coupled neutral amino acid transporter 11 (gene slc38a11). Lineage: Eukaryota; Metazoa; Echinodermata; Asteroidea; Valvatida; Asterinidae. Bases 454 to 1902 code for a protein of 482 amino acids. Gene Ontology annotation, biological process: amino acid transmembrane transport. The transcript has 13 exons. Gene Ontology annotation, molecular function: amino acid transmembrane transporter activity. The record is from RefSeq and is a predicted model, not a curated record.
GCCGUGUGGAAAAAUUGGGGGAAAAGAUAAGAAGUAACUUAGGGUGUUGUCUUCUUGAAACCGGUCAAAAACUGCAAGAUUUUCUCAAAUUUUGCAAAGCACACAAUCGAACAGUACCCCAUCGAGUUGAUUUAGCUGUGGAAGGAAAAUCUGAUGGAAACAAUGAUGUGGAUGUGAUAAAACGCGCCUGAAAGAAACACCGGUACGUCAGAUGAGGAACGGUGCUGUCUCUGCCCGUACCGUGAAGAGCUAAUGACAUCGGCGGCUGUGCGACACCUUUGCACCGUGUGAUGACGCGUUGAGCCCGCGGUGUGAGUCUCGCUUGGAAGCGCUGGGGUUUUUGUUCUCGGAGUCGCAGCUGAACACUUUUUAUUUUUUACUGGUGCUGCUGUAGUUGUUGAGCUGUGGCUGUGUGGACGUGUAAAGGAGAAAUACGAGGAAACAAGUGACAUAAUGGCCGAAAGCCCAACGGAGAAAACCCACAUCGCCAGUAAUGAGCUCCCAAUCCUUAAUUCAAUACAGAUGACCCCAGUGGCAACUCACGACACGGCCCAGCUGGUGGAGAAAGGGGCGGAGGCCGGCGGGGAGGACCUGGCCAAGGGACAGGAGGAUCGCAGCGGCAUCCCCGGGGCUAGCUUCAACGUGGCCAAUAGCAUCUUGGGAUCUGGAAUCAUAGGAUUGCCAUAUGCGAUGAAAAAGGCUGGCCUGCCGUUUGGUAUUCUCCUGCUGAUGCUGAUAGCCGGAGUGACAGAUUACUCCCUGUUGUUGUUGAUCCGCGGCGGGGAGCUGUCGGGAACCGACACCUACCAGGGCUUGGUGCAAGCCGCCCUGGGCAGCCCCGGCUUCUACUUCCUGUCCUUCAUCCAAUUUGCUUACCCAUUUGUUGCAAUGGUUGGCUACAACGUUAUCAUUGGAGACACGCUCACCAAGGUGUUUGAGAGAAUAUUAAGUGCUGACCAUGUUCUUGCCAAUCGCUAUUUCAUCAUCAGCAUCAUAACCGUGCUCAUCUCGCUCCCAUUCUCGCUAUACCGCAACGUCUCCAAGCUUGUCAAGGUGGCUGUUGUGUCUAUCGCACUACUAGGAGUACUUAUCGUAAUAAUCUAUAUUAGGGUGGGAACGCUGCACAUUCCGGAUACAGAAGGAGCUUGGAACUUUGCCAACUUCCAGUUUACCGAGUCCAUUGGAAUCAUAACAUUCGCCUACAUCUGCCACCACAAUUCCUUCCUGGUCUACACCUCGAUGGAGACGCCCACCCCUCACAGCUGGUCAAAGGUCACCCACAUAGCCGUCCUCCUGGCCACCAUCUUAUCUUGCUUGGUGGGCAUCGGGGGAUACGUGACCUUCACUGGAUACACCCAAGGUGACGUCCUGCAGAACUACUGUCAUGUAGAUGACCUUGCCAAUGUGGCUCGUGUGGUGUUUGCUGUCACCAUCGUCUGCACCUAUCCGCUAGAGUGCUUUGUCUGCAGGGAGGUUCUUGAGAAUUUCAUUGUCCACCACGGCUGGGCUAGCUCCCCUCAGCCCAUGACCCGCCAUCUCAUCCUGACGCUGGUUCUCGUUGGACUGACGCUGGGGCUGUCCAUGAGCACCUCGUGUCUGGGUAUCGUGUUGUCCAUCAACGGUAUCAUUGCGGCUGUUCCCUUAGUCUUCAUCCUCCCCACGCUGUGCUACAUCCGCCUGAAGGAAGGCCACUGGUACAGCCGGGAGAAGAUUCCUUCUAUUCUGAUCUGCGGGUUUGGCUUCCUGGUCUGCAUCUUUGGGAUCGUCACCAUCUGCAUAGACCCGUCCAGCUCCCGCUGCCACAGCAAGGACCUGGACUACUGCGUGGCGCUGAACAUGUCGUCGGAGGUACAACCGACGGGGAUGAGCGUGAUGACCGAGAUGUACGCAACUGCAACGUGAUGGACACAAGGGUCGUCGGAUACGUAGUGAAAAGUCAGUGUAGAAACCAGAGUUGCAGUCAAGUCCGUCACAUGUUCAUCAAAUGACACUCACAUGUCAAUCAUGAGUCAGUCACAUGUCAUACAGAAGUCAGUCACAUGUCAAUUGCAUGUCAGUCACAUGUAAGUCAUAUGGUUAUCACAUUGUAAUAACAUAUCAGCUACAAGUCAUUUAAAAGUCAACAUCGCAAGUGAGGUCACAAGUAACAGAAGAUGAAAAGGAAUGCCUUUGUUUCAUUACAAUCACAUGUCAAACAGAAGUCAGUCACAUGUCAAUUACACGUCAGUCAAAUGUCAAUUACAUGUCAGUCACAUGUGAAUUACAUGUCAGUCACAUGUGAAUUACAUGUCAAUUAUAUGUCAGUCACAUGUCAGUCACAUGUCAGUCACAUGUCAAUUAUAUGUCAGUCACAUGUCAAUUAUAUGUCAGUCACAUGUCAAUAACAUGUCAGUCACAUGUCAAUUACAUGUCAGUCACAUGUUAGCCAUAAGUUACGAGUCACUCCACUACUUAAGUCAAACCACAAGGUGAACAAUAACAAAGGAGUACCUCUGUUUUAGUGCAUUUGACUUAAAACUAAUCGAAUGAUAAUUCAUCCUAACCCUAACCCUAAUCCUAACCCUAACCCUAACCCUAACCCUAUCCUAACCCUAACCCUAACCCUAACCCUAACCCUAACCCUAACCCUAACCCUAAUGAGGAAUUGUGAGGACUCUGAUUGCAUCUCUGAUAGAAAGACAUUGUGUAUAUAGAUAACACUUAACAUGUGCUGUUGUCAAUUGUUUGUGCCAUAUACCGGUAUAUCCCUGUGCUAUGCAUUAAUUUGGCUUGUACGACUCGUAUUGCUUUGCAGUUUUAUCAGCAGCUUAUGCAGGGACCCAAAACUUCCUAGUAGUGCAUAGUAUAGCAUGCUUAGCAAAAUUGUAAUAAUUUAAUUCCAGUGCAAAAUACCUGUUAUUUUAUUACUUGCUGUACUGGGUCUGACUUCUUUAUGGUUUUGUGGGUGUUCUUUGAGUUUUCUUUUGCUGCUUUUCACAAUAUUCUACUAGUAAUGGGAGAAACCAGAGAUUUCAAAAUC